Molecule: messenger RNA, 879 nt
Organism: Arctia plantaginis
Lineage: Eukaryota; Metazoa; Arthropoda; Insecta; Lepidoptera; Erebidae
Source: the annotation of a GenBank genome assembly
AUGAAAACAAAGCCAGACUCACCGGUGUCCAUAUUGGAUCCCUCCCUCCUGCUGCGUCCGGAGAAGAUAUACGAUGGCAAACCAGUGGAGGCGUUCCGAGAUUACAGUGUCGAUGAAAACGACUCAAUCAAGGAAAGGGUACGGAGGACUUACUAUGAGAUGCACAGUAAGAUGAACGUAGACUUUGUUAAAGGACGUAUGGAUGACUGGUUAAAGUUUGAUCACUUUAAAAUGAACGUGAAGGACGCUCUGAUCAAGCUUAACGAGUUGGUAGACGAGUCGGACCCCGACACAGAUCUGCCCAACAUUGUGCACGCCUUCCAGACCGCCGAGAGGAUCAGGGAAGAUCAUCCCGAUGAAGAUUGGUUCCAACUAAUAGGACUUAUUCAUGACCUUGGAAAGGUUAUGGCGUUCUACGGUGAGCCACAGUGGUGCGUGGUUGGAGACACAUUCCCGGUGGGCUGCAAGUGGGGCAAAAGCAUUGUUUACGGAGAUGACAGCUUUAAAGAUAACCCAGAUACUUACAACCCUAAGUACAACACGGAAUUCGGCAUGUACAAACCCAACUGUGGGCUUGAAAAUCUACUGAUGUCUUGGGGACACGAUGAGUACUUAUACAGAGUGCUUGUACACAACAAUUCUAAGUUCCCUAAAAAAGGCCUCUACAUGAUCAGAUAUCACUCAUUCUACCCGUGGCAUGCGGGUGGUGAUUACAAACACCUGCUCAAAGAUGGAGACGAUGAGAUCCUUAAGCACGUACUUGAAUUUAACAAGUACGACUUGUACACGAAGAGCGCUGGUAUCCCCGACAUCGAAACUCUAUGGCCUUACUAUGAGAAACUCAUAGACAAAUAUAUCCCUGGAGUGUUAGAGUGGUAG